GGCAGCGAGUGAUUGGUUCGGCUUGGCGGAGUCCCGGAGUCGCGACGGGCUGGCAGGUGUCCGAUCCCGGUCCCAAGUCCCCGUUGGUGGUUUGGCAGACCGAGGGCAGGUUUGUGGCCUAGCCCCCUCCCCUUUCCCCCCUUACUGAUUUGGCAGUGAGGGACCGCAGAUGGCAACUCCGUCCAGGGAGCAGCCAAGCCAGCUGAAGGUGAGGCAUGUCGUCCCCCUGACCAGGGACACUCAGAGCAUCUACAGUCUGGCAAUCUCUCCCGAUGGACGGCAACUCAUGGUCGGCUUCGGCAAUGGAGCCAUUCAGGAAGUGGACCUGGAUGGGGGGAAGCCGGUGCGAGAUCUGUACAGCGGAGGGGUAUCCCGUCAGGCGACCACAGGCCUCUGUUACCACCCGAGUGACAGCAGCCGGCUGUUCGCAGUCGGGGCCGAUGGGACAGUCGGUGUCUACAACACCCAGACUGGUGUGUGUGUCUCCUCCUUCACAGAGGAGGGCAACCAGCUCUACGCAGUGGACAUCUCUGCAGACGGAUUGACGUUCGCCACUGCCGGAAGGAACAGGGCCAUCAGGGUCUACGAUGCCCGUCACAACCAGUUGAUCAACAUUCUGGAGCCAGCGGACUACGUCAGCAGUGGGAAAGAGCUGCGGCCGGCAGAUGGACACAGUCGGCGAGUCUACGCCCUCCGCUUCCACCCUCAGGAGCGACACAUCUUUGUCUCAGGGGGCUGGGACGACUCUAUUAAGGUCUGGGACAAGCGGCUGCCGAGCGAGGCCCGGAAGGUCAUCAACGGACCUCACAUCUGUGGCCCCGGAAUCGACAUCAGGAACAAUAAGAUUUUGACCGGCUCCUGGGUUGCUCGUGACGCUCUGCAGAUCUGGGAUUUCCGGAAAUCAUCGGCGGAGAAGAACAUCCCUUUCCCUUCGGAUCAGGACCAUGGAGAGUUCAUCUACGCGGCCCGCUACUGCACGGGAGACACCGUCAUUGCUGGUGGCAGUGGGACCAAUAGUGCACAGGUCAUCAAUAUCAGGACAGACACGGUCCUGGGAGAGAUCAAGCUACACCAACCUGUGCACACAGUGGAGACUGUCCUGGACGGACGGCAGAUCGCAGUGGCUGGAGGUCGGGGAAACUUGCACGUUGCUUAUCUGCUGUAGUGUGGCUCUGAAAACUGUCUGUGCAUUAGUGAAGUUCUUAUUACACGUCUGGA
Molecule: messenger RNA, 1218 nt
Organism: Hypanus sabinus (Atlantic stingray)
Lineage: Eukaryota; Metazoa; Chordata; Chondrichthyes; Myliobatiformes; Dasyatidae
Exons: 8
Coding region: 170-1165 (331 amino acids)
Molecular function (GO): protein binding
Source: RefSeq, a predicted model, not a curated record